This is a messenger RNA of Eupeodes corollae, 2429 nucleotides long. Its product is annotated as protein peste-like. Gene Ontology annotation, cellular component: cytoplasm; membrane. The coding region runs from base 571 to 2244 and encodes 557 amino acids. Gene Ontology annotation, molecular function: scavenger receptor activity. NCBI's taxonomy places the organism in Eukaryota, Metazoa, Arthropoda, Insecta, Diptera, Syrphidae. The transcript has 7 exons. The record is from RefSeq and is a predicted model, not a curated record.
GAGUCUUUUCAGUCUGUGCAGAGCAACUAUCAAGUAAAGUCGUCUUCGUCGUAGUCGUUGUCAUAAUAUCGUGUCGUGCCGUGCGUCGUCGCUGUUGGCGGUAAAGAGAACUUUUGUACAUUUAUAUUCUUUUUGUUAUUUGUAAUAAUUUUUGCGCCAAGGAAUUUAAAUAGGAUCAAAAUAUUUAUUUUUUCCCAAGAAUUAAAUUCUUAUAUCUUGUCUACAACUUUGGAGAGAUUUUGUUUAGAGGACAACGCAGUUUAGAGUGUGUCCUGGGCUUUAAUUUUGUUGACUUCCUGGGUGCUCGGUGGUCUUUAAAUUCCAUGUUAAGUGAAUUUGUUUUCAUUUUUCAAUAAUGUGUAGAACUGUUAUCCUGUAAAUUUUGAGUGUUUGUGAUUGAUAAAAAUUGUAAAUUAAUUGAAGUGUCAUCAAAUAUAAAUCAAAGGACAACAAAAGAUUGCAGUGAUUUUACUCUGCGCAUUAAAUUGAGAAUUUUGUAACUUAAUUUUGUUUUGUGUUGUUAUCAAAAUCAUUUAUAAACAAAAGGAAAAAACAUUAAAUCGGAAUUGCAUGAUUCAGAAACCUUCAAACAAAAUGCCACAAACUAAUACAAAACUCCAUAGAAUAUGCAACUGGAAGCUAUGCAUAGGUGGGGCAGGAUUCCUCCUAGCUCUCUUCGGACUACUCUGCGGGAUGUUUUGGGCGGAUCUAUUCACUUAUGGAAUGGGAAAGGAAAUUGCUCUCCGACCAAACUCAAGAGUCUACGAAUCAUGGAAAGUACCACCUUUAGAUCUCAAUUUAGAUAUAUAUUUUUUCAACUGGACAAAUCCAGAAGACUUUAAAAAUCAAUCAAUAAAGCCAAUCCUCCAACAAUUGGGUCCAUAUCGAUUCUCAGAGAAACCUGACAAAGUUGACAUCAAAUGGCAUCCUGAGAACUAUACUGUCAGUUAUCGUAAGAAAAGUAUUUUCUAUUUUGACGCUGAAGGCAGUAAUGGCAGCCUUGAUGAUCAAAUUACGAUACUGAAUGCUGUCGCUCUGUCCGCUUCAGCAAAGGCUAAACAAUGGGAUGCCUUAAAACGCAACAUGGUUGACAUAAGUUUGAAAAUGUACGAUCAGCCAAUGGCUGUGACAAAAUCAGCUGAUGAACUUCUAUUCACUGGAUACCAGGAUGACAUGAUUGACAUAGCCAGAGCUGCACCAAUAUUUGGUGAUGAGGUGCAAGUGCCUUUUGAUAGAUUUGGAUGGUUUUACACAAGAAACGGAAGUGCUGAUUUGACAGGAACAUUCAAUGUCAACACUGGUGUCGAUGAUAUCCAUAAAAUUGGCCAGAUGCAUUCUUGGAAUUUUAAGACUCACACAGGAUUUUCGGAGUCAUAUUGUGGAAUGGUUAACGGAUCGGCUGGGGAAUUCUUCCCACCAAAUUUGAAAGUAGGCGGAUCAAUUUCAUUGUUUUCACCUGACAUGUGCCGGAGUAUUCCAUUGGAUUAUACAGAAACAGUGGUUGUGGAAGGAAUAACGGGCUUUAAGUACAGUGGCGGAGCAAGAUCAGUCGACAACGGAACACUUUACCCAGAAAACAAAUGCUUCUGUGGAGGAGAAUGCGUUGCAUCUGGAGUUAUGAAUGUCUCAGCGUGUCGAUUUGGCUCACCGGUCUUUAUGUCAUAUCCACAUUUCUAUAAUGCCGAUCCCUUAUACGUAAACCAAGCCGAGGGACUUAAGCCCAAUCAAAAAGAUCAUGAAUUUUACAUGAUCUUAGAACCCAACACAGGUGUGGCGCUUGAAGUUGCAGCAAGGUUCCAAGUUAAUAUGCUCGUUGAACCCAUAAAUCACAUGAGUUUUUAUGAAGGUGUACCUCGAACUUUCUUCCCUUUGAUUUGGUUCGAACAGAAAGUCCGAAUUUCACCAGAAUUCGCCGAAGAGUUAAGUGCAGUCCCUAGAAUUCUUACCAUCGGCCAUAUUGUUGCUGGUGUCACAUUUGCAUUUGGAUUGAUUCUUCUUUGUUGGCAUCCAGCAGGAUAUUUGAUAUCAAAAUGGCGUGGUGAUCUUAAGCCUACUUCAAAGAAGCCAAAAGCAUCAUCGAAGGUAGCACCUAUACCCGAGCUAUCAGCUUCAUAUAAAAAAGCUUGUGAAGCCGAAGGUCAGCCAGAAGGAUCACCAUUACUAACCAAGCCUUAUCUUUCAAAUGUCAAAAUUGUGCCAAAUAAGCAACCUGCCUUAGAAAAACCGUCCGAAUAUAAGUCUUGAAACACUUCAGAUAAGACUCAAAAUAAUAAAUUAUAUUUACAAUGAUCGCAUCCCCCCAUCAGAAUAAAAUUUAAGACAAAAUAAAAACUCUAGCUAAUAAGACUUAACAUUGCCAAAAAAGACAUAAAAUCGAUAUUUUUAUUAUUUUUGUUUAAAAGAAAUAAUCUUUAAAAUACUCUUUACAA